AUGUCCAAUCACCUCAGACCCUUAUUUAUAACAGCAAACUUUGGGGGUAUUCCUAUUCCCAAGGUCAUGGUUAAUGGAGAUGUCAUAAAUGGAACUAAGGAGAUAAAGAUUGCAUUCUUUGUGGUAGACACCAUUUCUACCACUUAUAAUGCACUGCUUGGCAGAGACUGGAUCCACCAGAGCCUAUGUGUUCCCUCCACCCUGCAUAAGCAAUUAGCUCUAUGGAAUGAAGAAGGUUAUAUGGAGAUAGUAGAGGCCGAUCCACGGCCAUUUCUGCCCUCUGCCAUGUGUUUUGAGGCAAGGUAUUACCAUGAUGACCUUGGUCCUUUCACCUUCCUUGGAAUGAACCAGAACGGCCGUCCCCAUGGUGUCACGGCCUAG
Molecule: messenger RNA, 381 nt
Organism: Prunus armeniaca (apricot)
Lineage: Eukaryota; Viridiplantae; Streptophyta; Magnoliopsida; Rosales; Rosaceae
Source: the annotation of a GenBank genome assembly